This is a messenger RNA of Closterium sp. Yama58-4, 1395 nucleotides long. The record is from the annotation of a GenBank genome assembly. Lineage: Eukaryota; Viridiplantae; Streptophyta; Zygnematophyceae; Desmidiales; Closteriaceae.
AUGUGCUCCCAGCGAGUACACAAACCAUUCCGAGCAGUUUCUGCGCCCACGCAGGGAGCGUUGAAAUCCAGCUUUCUCUCGGGAGAGGGUUCGUCUCCGUGCCAGCUAGCCACCGGCGGUUUCGCAAAGCGGUCGCUGCUGGCGGCGGCUUCCGCCUCCCCCUCCGCGCGCCUGCACCGCCGCGUGGUCGCCGCCUCCGCCGCCACGCAAUCAGCCGCCGCGGCUGUCGCAGCCCCGGCCGUCCAGAAGCAGCGAAUCCGCAUCAAGCUCAAGUCGUACCAGGUGCCUCAACUGGAGGCAGCAUCCCAGCAGAUUCUUGACGUGGCGAAGGAGACGGGAGCAGGCAUCAUGGGCCCGGUGCGCCUGCCAACGCACAUCCGCAAGUACUGUGUGCUGCGCAGCCCUCACGUGGACAAGGACUCGCGGGAGCACUUUGAGAUCCGCACACACAAGAGGUUGAUUGAUCUGGAGAACCCGACCGCGACCACCAUUGAUGCUCUCAUGCAGCUCGAGCUGCCGUACGGUGUGGAGGUUGAUGCACCAUCGUCGUUCUUCGAGCUGCAGCCGUCGACUUUUCACCCUUUACUGACCGAUGUUGGAACUAGCGUUUCGUCUGGAAACGCUGGAAUUGUCGCUCUAGCUUCUGGCUUACUGCCGUUAGCAGCUUCAUGGCAGCAGGACGUGGCUGCAACGCUUUUCACCCUCCUAGGCUCGGUGGUAUGGGUCCGCGUGUUUGAUGAGCUGGCCAGACGGAAUGUCCUGGAUCAGAAACUGAGUCGCAAGAUUGUGCACAUCACCACAGGGCUGCUAUUCAUGCUCUCUUGGCCUCUCUUCAGCUCCAACCCAGCAGCAAGGUUCCUCGCUGUUGCCGUGCCAGUGGCGAAUGCCGUCCGGAUACUGCUGCUGGGCACAGGCAUCACGAAGAACGAGGGAGUGGUGAAGUCCAUCAGCAGAGAAGGCAGUGCCAGCGAGCUGCUUCGGGGACCUCUGUACUAUGUGCUCACCAUCGUUUUAGUCACAACAAUCUUUUGGCGCAGCUCCCCCGUUGGAGGAAUAGCGCUGGUGCUCAUGUGUGCUGGGGAUGGAAUGGCUGACAUAGUUGGUAGACGAGUGGGUUCCGCGAAGCUUCCCUGGAACAGUCGCAAGAGCUGGGCUGGGAGCGUUGCCAUGUUGCUCUGCGGUUCUCUCUUCUCUAUAGCGUUUCUCUAUGUAUUUUGCUCUUUUGGGUUCUUCCACACCCAGUGGUGGUCUGCCGAUAUCUGCUUCAGGAUCUUCCUGAUAGCUGCUGGAGCAACAUUCAUGGAAUCGUGUCCCAUAAGCGAGAAGCUAGAUGACAAUUUUACAGUCCCGUUCUCAGCUGUGCUGCUGGGACGCUUUCUUCUUCCAAUGGUGUAG